Molecule: messenger RNA, 1164 nt
Organism: Saccoglossus kowalevskii
Lineage: Eukaryota; Metazoa; Hemichordata; Enteropneusta; Harrimaniidae
Product: transmembrane protein 45B-like
Source: RefSeq, a predicted model, not a curated record
UAGAUACAACUUAUGUUUGCAUUAUCAGAUAAACACGCCUAGCCGAGUUAGAUUAUCGUCACCCGGGAGCACACAUUAUUAGUUCUGCUUCUUGUAGCCUCGUGGCACUAUAACCCGCCUCAUUAAACUAGUCAUCACAAAAAAUAUGGGCUCGUUUGUAGGACACGUUUCUCCUGGACUGCUUUUUUAAGUUUCGGAAUACUCUGGUCUAUCAAAUAUGCGUAUGCGUUACAACAGGAAAAAUAUGGCAAGGAUAGACAAAAAGGCCACUUCCAGAGUAACGGGAAAUUGAUGAGCGCGUUUAAGGCUGUGCCGUGGGAGGCAGUGAUGAAACUUUUCUACGGGUUCGGCGCUGGCUUAGCGGAGUUUCUUCAUCCGCCUGUUGUAAACGACUUCGCGAUGUUCAGAGACGGCGUACUCCAGUACCCGAAUAACUGGCAACAUUUUACCAUGUAUACAUUUUUCGCACUGAGUGGUUUGAUGGACAUCAUCAGUCAGAAAAUACUUGAGCGCCGAGCUGGGAUGUUGGAGAGUCUGUUCGUGACCCUUGCGUUCGGUGUCGAGGCACACCUGUUGCUCAAUCAUCGCCACGGGAAGAGUACGUUAGAGAACACAACGCAUCUCUUGGUUACCAUUGCAACGCUUGGCUGCGCCACGGCGAGCGCUGCGGAGAUCUGGAACCCAAAAGUGUGGCUUCUCAGGUUUAUCCGAACAGGCUGUGUAUUACAACAGGCGACUUGGUUUAUUCAUAUGGCAUACAUAAUUUACAAGCCGGUUUCCGGUAUUCCUUGGCCGAGGGAAGACCAACAUACCGUGAUGUUCCUGACAAUGGCGUUCUGCUGGCACAUGCUUCUAAAUAUCGUGAUCACGGGCAGUACUUACGGCAUUGUGUACGCUUGCUUCGGGAGUCGGUGGCGCCGUCAGUAUCGGCAGGUCACAUCAUUGGAAAUGGUAUGCACAAAACCCUCAGACUCAAAAAUAGAUAGUAAUGGUUACCGUGACUACGUAGACGACGCAGACAAACUGUUGUUAGAAAAGUCAUAAAACGAAUCUGGUGUACUGUUUUGUAUUUAUCACGUUUUAGUUCAAUAAUGCAAUCAUUGCCGUAGAAGAGCUGUUUGCAACACAAGGUCGACAGUGGUGAUCAUUAUCUCUGCAGAUUUC